Molecule: messenger RNA, 1264 nt
Organism: Salvelinus sp. IW2-2015
Lineage: Eukaryota; Metazoa; Chordata; Actinopteri; Salmoniformes; Salmonidae
Product: zinc finger protein OZF-like
Biological process (GO): regulation of transcription by RNA polymerase II
Molecular function (GO): DNA-binding transcription factor activity, RNA polymerase II-specific; RNA polymerase II cis-regulatory region sequence-specific DNA binding
Source: RefSeq, a predicted model, not a curated record
AUGACUGUCGCAUCGAAGAAGGAAGAAGAGGAGGAAACUGGAUAUCUGGGCCCGGUUUCCCAAGGGCAUCUUAAGGCAUCCAAUGGUUCUAACGAUGAACGUUCCCUGGUUAACACUCGAGAGAGACGUGACUAUUGUGGGUCCUCUGGGGAGCCUCAACAACAUCAUGAUGCUGACGAUGACGAGGCAGAGAAAAGUCUCUCCAGAUCAGAACACAUCAAGAAACACCAGCGAGAACACACAGGAAAGAAAUCUCACCACUGUUUUGAGUGUGGGAAGAGUUACUUAAGAUCAAAUUCACUGAAAGUACACCUGAGAAUACACACGGGAGAGAAACCUCACUGCUGCUCUGACUGUGGGAAGAGAUUCACCUCUUCAGUGGACCUUAAAAUACAUCAGAGAAUUCACACUGGAGAGAAACCUUAUGGCUGUGAUCAAUGUGGGAAAAGUUUUACUCAGCCAAGCAACCUGAAAUCACACCAGAGAAUACACACAGGAGAGAAACCAUAUAGCUGUAAUCAAUGUGGGAAGAGUUUUAUUCAGUCAAGCAGCCUGAUAGUGCACCAGAGAACACACACAGGAGAGAAAUUGUAUAGCUGUAAUCAGUGUGGGAAGAGUUUCACUCAGUCAAGCAGCCUGAUAGUGCACCAGAGAACACACACAGGAGAGAAGCCAUAUAGCUGUACUCAAUGUGGGAAGAGUUUUGUUACAUCUGGCUGUCUGAAGACACACCAGAGAACACACACAGGAGAGAAACCUUAUAGCUGUGAUCAAUGUGGGAAGAGUUUUACUCAGCCAAACAGCCUGAUAGUACAUCUGAGAACACACACUGGAGAGAAACCUCAUAGCUGUGAUCAAUGUGACAAGAGAUUCUCUGAUAAAAGAUUUCUGAUCAAACAUCAGAAAAUACAUGGAGUCGUUUCAUGAUAUCAAUGAAUUAAUGUCACAAUGUAGAAUGUUUUAACAUUGUAGUAGGAGUAUUUUAAUGAUGUCACAAUGUAGAACCCUAAACGUUUGUCCCCUGUUUAUUUGAUAUAUUUAUAUAUCUAUAUCUCCUCAUCAGGGGAAAAAUCCAGGCUCUGAAAUGGAUGGGUACUAUUUAUGUGAUUUAACAAAAAGUGACUAACAAAAAAAGAGUUGUGUAACACUUACCACGUUGGUGGCCCACUUGAUUCAAAAUGUAACCCUUCAAAAUGUAUCUGUCUUCUUCAGGUUCUCUAACCAGUGAGGUAAAAGAUAUCUCCCAUUUCCAUGUGUUUUUUUA